This is a messenger RNA of Ectocarpus sp. CCAP 1310/34, 537 nucleotides long. The record is from the annotation of a GenBank genome assembly. NCBI's taxonomy places the organism in Eukaryota, Phaeophyceae, Ectocarpales, Ectocarpaceae.
AUGUAUGUGCAGGUCAGGAAUUCGGUUGCCAAUGCGACUGAAGCCCUCAAGCAGGAAGGACUCGACGCUCUAGAGGACGUCACGGUGCUUCGGGGACGCCCAGCCGGACAUCGCGACCUCAAGCCCUCACCGGACGGCCUACAUUUUGAACGCGUCACACUGGAAGCCCUGCUUCGGCCCGAGUUCGCGACAAUGCCAGAGGAAGAUCAAGCAGCGUACAUUUACUGCAUGGCCUCGCCAUNGUCCUGCCUGCUUGAGGGCUUCACUCGCAUUGGCAACCGACGUCUUGGCCACGCGCCCACNGCCCUCAAGCAGGAAGGACUCGACGCUCUAGAGGACGUCACGGUGCUUCGGGGACGCCCAGCCGGACAUCGCGACCUCAAGCCCUCACCGGACGGCCUACAUUUUGAACGCGUCACACUGGAAGCCCUGCUUCGGCCCGAGUUCGCGACAAUGCCAGAGGAAGAUCAAGCAGCGUACAUUUACUGCAUGGCCUCGCCAUGCGUUCAAAAUGUAGGCCGUCCGGUGAGGGCUUGA